This is a messenger RNA of Ilyonectria robusta, 285 nucleotides long. RefSeq lists its product as uncharacterized. NCBI's taxonomy places the organism in Eukaryota, Fungi, Ascomycota, Sordariomycetes, Hypocreales, Nectriaceae. The record is from RefSeq and is a predicted model, not a curated record. Bases 1 to 285 code for a protein of 94 amino acids. The transcript has 2 exons.
AUGUCGACCGGACCAAACUCGUUCGAUCGGCUCAUGUCGUUUCUCACGACCCUCCUCCUCACGGGCGUCGUUGUUAUCCUCGCCAUGCUCCUCGUCGAGUUCAAACGCCUGAGCAAUGACCAGGAAGGCAUCGUUGUGCGCAUCGCCAACGGCGAGUCUAUCGAGGUCGAAGGACGUCUCAGCUACCCUCUCUACAACCCGGGUCUUGAUGAGACGACACCAAACACGAUAGGAAACAACGUUGCGGGAGUUGAGGUUCAAGGAUUUUCAGCGGGUAUUGAUUAA